Messenger RNA from Danaus chrysippus (African queen), 1338 nucleotides. The record is from the annotation of a GenBank genome assembly. NCBI's taxonomy places the organism in Eukaryota, Metazoa, Arthropoda, Insecta, Lepidoptera, Nymphalidae.
AUGCCGGAAUCAGGUGCAGCAAAAGGCAGGCGAUUCUUCGCGGUUCAUUAUUUUCUGCUUAGGUUUCUUGGUUUGGGUUGGUGGCAUUUACCAGAAGAGAACAAUACUAAUAACUUCCCAGGGAUAUAUCUGUACUAUUCUAUUCUAACUGAGCUUGUAUGGGUCGCUGGUUUCGUGGGCUUGGAGUCGGUGGAUCCCUUCAUCGGUCAUAAAGACCUCGAUCGUUUAAUGUUCAGUCUAUCUUUCGUAGUCACUCACGACCUAACAAUAAUUAAGUUAUACAUAUUCUUCUUUAAGAAUCAAGAGAUCCAAGACAUUGUGCGUACAUUAGAAAUAGAUUUACACCAGUUCUAUCAGAACGAUGAGAAAAAUCGUAGAACUGUUCGCAUUACAAGGAUUUUUACGGCUUUGUUUAUAUUUUUCGGUUGGAUGACUAUAGGGAACGGUAAUGUAUAUGGAAUAGUACAGGAUCUGCGUUGGAAGGCUGAAGUUGCCCAAUUGAAUGAUACUUCAUUAAGACCUCUUCGUACUCUGCCCCAACCGAUUUACAUCCCCUGGUACUAUCAAGACGAUUCAUCGUUUAUUCCAACCUUUCUUUUAGAAACUAUAGGCUUGCUCUGGACGGGGCAUAUAGUGAUGACUAUCGAUACAUUCAUCGGUUCCUUAAUUCUCCACAUGAGCACUCAGUUUUCCAUCAUGCAAGAAGCCAUAUCCACAGCCUAUGAUCGCACUAUGGAUAAAUUAAUUAAUGGUAUAAUCGAGAGCAACGACCCGGUGACCUUAAACUACUAUGAAGCCUCACUCGGUGAGAACAGGCGUGAGAUGAUUGUGAGAACUUAUUGUACGGAACAAGAAAUAGAGAUCGCUUUAGAGAACACAUUGAAAAGUUGUUUCCGUCAGCACCAAAUGUUAAUAAGUUGCGUUGAUAAAUUCGCAUCGACCUACUACUACGGUUUUAUGACCCAACUGUUAUCUAGCAUGGCGGCGAUUUGUUCUGUAAUGGUCCAAGUUUCGCGGGACGCAUCAAGUUUAAAGUCAUUCAGCUUAGUGACGUCACUAGCAUUUUUUGCAGCUAUGAUCAUUCAGCUCGCCCUGCAGUGUUUCACCAGCAGCGAACUGACUUAUCAAGCAGAGCGUGUAUCUGAAGCAGUGAUGAGCUGUAAAUGGGAACGUAUGCCGGUCAGGUUGAGAAGAUAUCUUAUAUUGAUGAUAGCCCGCUCUCAAAGACCAUUGCAGCUCUCUGCCGGGGGCUUCGCUACUAUGAACAACGACUGUUUCCUAGCUAUCCUGAAAGCCGCCUACUCGUAUUAUGCUGUACUAAGCCAGAGACAGGGUUAG